Corylus avellana is the source of this 717-nucleotide messenger RNA. Its product is annotated as VQ motif-containing protein 11-like. The record is from RefSeq and is a predicted model, not a curated record. NCBI's taxonomy places the organism in Eukaryota, Viridiplantae, Streptophyta, Magnoliopsida, Fagales, Betulaceae.
AUCUCUCUGUCUCUGUCUCUCUCUCUCCUAGCGCACGAUAUAAAACCUCACGUUUCCGCCCUCCCUCCCGCUUUCUUUCUCACUUCGUGCUCUCUCUCUGUCUUUCUUUCUUUCUCUCUGAUGGCCUCCAACGCCAACAGCAACAUGCACUCACCAACCUAUUCAUCCGACCCUACCUCACCCAACACCACCUUCGUCCAAGCCGACCCCUCAACCUUCCGGGCGGUGGUCCAGAGACUAACCGGAGCCCCAGACGACCCGUCAGCGCAAAAGCUCCCUCUCACCGGCAAACCCAAACCCGCGGGAACCAUUUCGGCCGCCGAAAUGGGUCCCAGAAAACCCGCCUUCAAGCUCCACGAGCGCAGGCACGCCACCAAAAAGCUGGAGCUCGACAUCGACCACUCUACCGCUUUCAACAAACACUGCAUGGGCAGGGCCAACUUCAACAACUUGGGCCCUUCCGGGCCUCCCCUAAGGCCCAUGAUCUUCUCCCCCGUGUCGCCUCUGGAGUUCUACGCGCGUGGGAGCCCGAGGACGCCGCGCGAGGUGGAGGAAGAGGAAGAGAGAGCCAUUGCCGAGAAGGGUUUCUACUUGCACCCGAGCCCUCUCAGUACCCCAAGAGGGUCCGACCCGCCUGAGCUUUUGCCUUUGUUCCCUCUCCAAUCUCCUUCCGAUCAUCAUUCCUAAUUCUUCUUCUUCUUCUUCUUCUUCUUCUUG